AUGCUGACAGAGCUCAGCCAGGGCUACUUUCAGCCGAAUGUGGGAGGAGAGACUAUUCCUGUGGCUCAAGGAGAGCUGUCAGACCUGGCAGGAGACGAACCACUCUUCAAAGCCCUGUACCAGUGGUUCCUGGACAGCGGAGGCGUCUACAAGCUAGCAUUUGGGCCGAAGGCGUUCAUCGUCGUCUCGGAUCCAGUCGUGGUCAGGCAUCUCCUCAAGGAGAAUGCGUUCAAUUAUGACAAGGGCGUGCUGGCGGAGAUCCUGGAGCCCAUAAUGGGCAAGGGGCUGAUCCCAGCCGAUCUGGAGACGUGGAAGCCGCGGCGGCGCGCCAUCGUGCCGGCCUUCCACAAGGCCUACCUGGAAACCAUGGUUGCCAUGUUUGGCGCCUGCACCCAGGAGACUAUCCGCAGCCUCGACGCCCUCACUGCUGACGGCGAGGGGCAGACUGAUAUGGAGGAGGUCUUCCUGAGCCUGGGGCUGGACAUCAUCGGACUGGGGGUGUUCAACUAUGACUUCAAUUCCAUCACCAAGGAGUCCCCAGUCAUCAAGGCUGUGUACGGAGUGCUGAAAGAGGCGGAGCACCGCUCGACGUUCUACAUCCCCUACUGGAACAUCCCCAUCACCAAGUACAUUGUGCCACGUCAGCGCAAGUUCAACGCUGACCUGGCGGUGAUCAAUGCCUGCCUGGAUGACCUCAUCGCGCAGGCCAAGCAGACGCGCCAGGCCGAUGAUGUGGAGGCGCUGCAGGCCAGGGAUUACUCCAAGGUGCGAGAUCCUUCGCUGCUGAGAUUCCUGGUGGACAUGCGCGACGCUGACCUGUCGGACAAGCAGCUGCGCGACGAUCUCAUGACCAUGCUCAUCGCGGGGCACGAGACGACCGCAGCCGUGCUGACCUGGACGCUCUUCGCGCUGCUGACUCACCCCUCCGCCUACGCCAAAGUCCUGGCUGAGAUCGACUCCGUGCUCGGCGACAAAACCCCCAGCAUUGAAGACAUGCGGGCGAUGCCGUACGUGCGGUGUGCGCUGGCGGAGUCUCUGCGCAUGUACCCGCAGCCGCCCAUCCUCAUACGCCGCGCGCUCUCCGACGACGUGCUGCCGGCACCGUUGGGGGGCGACUCCUCCGGCUACCCCAUCGGCAAGGGCGCCGACAUCUUCAUCUCCAGCAGCAGUGGUACGAUCAUGUUCCAAUCAUUGCACAGGUCGCCGCACCUGUGGAAGGACCCGGACACGUUCAGGCCGGAGCGCUUCUCGGAGACCAACAGCAACCCGGCCUUUAACGGCGCGUGGGCGGGCUACCGGCCGGAGGCGCAGGGCAGCAGCUUCUACCCCAACGAGGUGGCGUCUGACUUCGCGUUCAUCCCCUUUGGCGGGGGCGCGCGCAAAUGUGUGGGCGAUCAAUUCGCUCUGCUGGAGGCCACCGUCGCUCUCACCAUGCUCCUGCGGCGAUUCACAUUUGAUUUCGUUGAGGGGCCGGAGAGCGUGGGCAUGGCGACAGGGGCCACGAUCCACACUGCAAAUGGCCUGCAGGUCAGGGUGCAGCGGAGGGAUGUGGGUGUGACCCCUGCCGGUGCAGAGUCACAAGAAGUCGCAGUCCCUGUGUGA
Molecule: messenger RNA, 1602 nt
Organism: Coccomyxa subellipsoidea C-169
Lineage: Eukaryota; Viridiplantae; Chlorophyta; Trebouxiophyceae; Coccomyxaceae
Product: cytochrome P450
Exons: 9
Coding region: 1-1602 (533 amino acids)
Molecular function (GO): oxidoreductase activity, acting on paired donors, with incorporation or reduction of molecular oxygen; monooxygenase activity; heme binding
Source: RefSeq, a predicted model, not a curated record